CCGCCUCCACCCCAAGACCCUCUGGCCCUCUCACUUCUGCCGCUGUGGAAGCUACAACUGCCGAGUUCCCGGAACUUGAAUCCGUGCCCGUUGCCCGCAGCCGGGGUCUAGCGGCAAACUAGUUGUAGGGGAGACGGCCCCCGAGCGUGGGUUCAUCGUGGGGCGCCCGGGCUGGCAGUGCAUCUCCUGGUAGGAGAGGUGAAGAGACGCAGACGUGCCUAUGGUCUCAACAACUUCGGCAAACUUCUCGCUCAGCCCGAGCGCCCUCUCCGCCCAGUGCUCGGAGACAGCCGAGGAGUAGGUACGGAGCAAGGGUGGGUGGCCUCGCCCACCCGGGAAGGGAUAACUUUGCCGGCGCAGGCAACGCUCUAGGAUGGCGCCUACGGCCGCGGGUGCACCGUCGGGAUCCGGGCGCCUCGGAUCCCCGGCUUAUCGGCCGGGCCAGGCCGGGGUCUCGGGCCCGAGAACGGAACGGAACGGAACGCCGCGUCAGCGGCGCCACGCCCUCCAGCCACGCCCUGCAGGCGUGGGCGGGCCCGGGCUGCCCCCAGCUGCAGAUCGCCGGGUAAUGAGAUGCUAAUGAGGCGCGAAUAAAGCCUCCGCGGGUUGCGCGUCCCGUGCGGAAGCUCACACUCAGACUGAAUCCACGGCCCCGCGCAGCCAGGGUGCAGUCCUGCAGUCGCGGCUUUUGGUCCGCGCCCCUCCACCUCCACGACCGCCUUCUCUCUGUCCCCGGCCCCCAACCCGCCCCGACUGGGACACCCGCUGGGCAGGAAGCGGCCCCUACGGGCUCCCAAGCCCCCGCCUCCUCCCUUCUCUCCUUCCCUUCUCUCCAGCAGCCACGUGCCUCUGCCCCUCCCUGGGAGUCCCAGGGGUCUCCAUGGCCUCAGCUACCUCCACCAACCCAGCACAUGCCCACUUUGAGAGCUUCCUGCAGGCCCAGCUGUGCCAGGAUGUGCUGAGCAGCUUCCAGGGGCUAUGUAGGGCCCUAGAGCUGGAGCCUGGCGGGGGGCUGCCACAGUACCACAAGAUCAAGGCCCAGCUCAACUACUGGAGCGCCAAGUCCCUGUGGGCCAAGCUGGACAAGCGAGCCAGUCAGCCUGUCUACCAGCAGGGUCGGGCCUGCACCAGCACCAAGUGCCUGGUGGUGGGUGCGGGACCUUGUGGGCUGCGGGCUGCUGUGGAGCUGGCAAUGCUCGGGGCCCGGGUGGUGCUGGUGGAAAAGCGCACCAAGUUCUCUCGCCACAACGUGCUCCACCUCUGGCCCUUCACCAUCCAUGACCUUCGGGCACUCGGCGCCAAGAAGUUCUAUGGGCGCUUCUGCACAGGCUCCCUGGACCACAUCAGCAUCCGGCAACUGCAGCUGGUUUUGUUGAAAGUGGCAUUACUGCUGGGGGUGGAAAUUCACUGGGGUGUCACUUUCACUGGCCUCCAGCCCCCUCCCAAAAAGGGGAGUGGCUGGCGUGCCCAGCUCCACCCCAACCCUCCAGCUCAACUGGCCAACUAUGAAUUUGAUGUCCUCAUCUCUGCUGCUGGAGGUAAAUUCGUUCCUGAAGGCUUCACGGUGCGAGAAAUGCGUGGCAAACUGGCCAUUGGCAUCACGGCCAACUUUGUGAACAGACGCACCGUGGAAGAGACACAGGUGCCCGAGAUCAGUGGCGUGGCCAGGAUCUACAACCAGAGCUUCUUCCAGAGCCUGCUCAAAGCCACAGGCAUUGAUCUGGAGAACAUCGUGUACUAUAAGGAUGACACCCACUACUUUGUGAUGACAGCCAAGAAGCAGUGCCUGCUGCGGCUGGGGGUGCUCCGCCAGGACUGGCCAGAGACCGACCGGCUGCUGGGCAGUGCCAAUGUGGUGCCUGAGGCUUUGCAGCGCUUUGCUCGGGCAGCUGCCGACUUCGCCACCCACGGCAAGCUCGGGAAGCUGGAGUUUGCCCAGGACGCCCACGGGCGGCCUGACGUUUCUGCCUUUGACUUCACAAGCAUGAUGCGGGCAGAGAGCUCUGCUCGGGUGCGGGAGAAGCACGGCGCCCGACUGCUGCUGGGGCUGGUCGGGGACUGCCUGGUGGAGCCCUUCUGGCCCCUGGGCACUGGAGUGGCCCGGGGCUUCUUGGCAGCCUUUGAUGCCGCCUGGAUGGUGAAGCGGUGGGCAGAGGGCACCGGGCCCCUGGAGGUGUUGGCAGAGCGAGAGAGCCUGUACCAGCUCCUGUCCCAGACAUCCCCGGAGAACAUGCACCGCAAUGUGGCCCAAUACGGACUGGACCCGGCCACCCGCUAUCCCAACUUGAACCUUCGGGCUGUGACCCCCACUCAGGUACGAGACCUGUAUGACGUGGAGGCUAAGGAGCCUGUGCGGAAGAUAAGUGACAAAAUGGACUCAGGAAAGCCAGCCACUGGGUCGGUGGGCACCCAGGAGGAGCUGCUACGCUGGUGCCAGGAGCAGACGGCUGGGUACCCAGGUGUCCAUGUCACUGACCUGUCUUCUUCCUGGGCUGACGGGCUGGCUCUGUGUGCCCUGGUGCACCGGCUGCGGCCUGGCCUACUGGAACCCUCGGAGCUGCAGGGAAUGGGGGCUUUGGAAGCAACUUCUUGGGCACUGAAGAUGGCAGAGCAUGAGCUGGGCAUCACGCCGGUCUUGUCUGCACAGGCAGUGGUGUCCAGGAGCGACCCACUGGGCCUCAUCGCCUACCUCAGCCACUUCCACAGUGCCUUCAAGAGCACACCCCACAACCCAGGUCCCGUCAGCCAAGGCACUCCGGGCACCGCCAGCGCUGUACUCUUCCUUGGCAAACUGCAGAGGACACUGCAACGGACCCGGGCCCAGGCAGAUGGGGAGGACGCAGGUGGCAAGAAGCCCCGCCUGGAGAUAAACGCACACGGGCUGGACAGUCCCUUCCAUGAGGUCGAGGCUGACACUCCAGGUACCAAGGAGCCAUCUGUCCCAGAGCCCAGUCCCCCUGUGACACCCCCAUCUGAACCCCAGGAGGCCAGUGCUGAGGACCUGUGUGCGCUCUGUGGCCAACACCUCUACAUCCUAGAACGCCUCAGUGUUGAGGGCCGUUUCUUCCACCGGAGCUGCUUCCGCUGCCAGGUCUGUGAGGUCACACUGUGGCCAGGGGCCUACGGGCAGCACCCAGAAGAUGGACAUUUCUACUGCCUCCAGCACCUACCCCAGCCAGGCCACAAAGAGGACAGUGGCCACAGAGGUCCUGCAAGUCAGGACCUUCCCACACCAGGGGAGAAUAACAUGCCAUCAGGACCCUCACCUCCCACAGCCCCCCAGGAGGAGACCGGUCCCGUCCCAAGCCCCAGCCAGCCCACCCGUCGGCUGAUCCGCCUCUCCAGUCCAGAACGCCAGCGGUUAUCCUCCCUUCAUCUCACCCCUGACCCGGAAAUGGAGCCACCACCCAAGCCCCCGCGAAGCUGCUCUGCCUUGGCCCGCCAGGCCCUGGAGGGAAGCUUUGUGGGCUGGGGGGUGCCAGUCCAGAGCCCUCAAGUUCUUGCAGCUAUGGGGAAUGAGGAAGAAGAGAGUCCGUCCUCCAGUGAAGAGGAAGCAGAGGAGGAGGAAGAUGUGCCUUUGGACUCAGACAUGGAACAAGUUCUGUGGAACUUGGUCAAGAAUUCAGGCCCCAUGAACAAUUACCCAACGUGGCGUAGGACUCUGUUGCGCCGCGCUAGGGAGGAGCAGAUGAAGCGGUUCUGCAAGGCUCAGACCAUCCAGCGGCGACUAAAUGAGAUCGAGGCUGAUCUGAGGGAGCUGGAGGCCAAGGGCACGGAGCUGGAGCUGUCCUUGAGAAGCCAGAGCAGUUCCCCUGAACAGCAAAAGGCGCUCUGGCUGGAACAGCUGCUACAGCUCGUUCAAAAGAAAAACACCCUGGUGGCCGAGGAGGCUGAUCUCAUGAUCACGGUGCAGGAACUGACCUUGGAGGAGAAACAGUGGCAGCUGGACCAAGAGCUACGAACCUACAUGAACCGGGAAGAAAGUCUAAAGACAGCUGUUGAUCGGCAGGCUGAGGACCAGGUCCUGAGGAAGCUGGUGGAUGUGGUGAACCAGCGAGAUGCCCUCAUCCGCUUCCAGGAGGAGCGCAGGCUCAGUGAGCUGGCCUCUGGGCCUGGGGCCCAGGGCUAGAAGAGGGUGGGGCUGUCUGUUUCUUCCUCUGCAAGGAGACCACCUCACCCUAGCAGAGUGCCACCCCACUCAUCUGGGCUGCCCAGGAGAGGCCUCACUAUUCAUAAUAAAAUUUCUACCCCCUUA
Molecule: messenger RNA, 4255 nt
Organism: Phacochoerus africanus (Common warthog)
Lineage: Eukaryota; Metazoa; Chordata; Mammalia; Artiodactyla; Suidae
Gene: MICAL1
Product: microtubule associated monooxygenase, calponin and LIM domain containing 1
Exons: 25
Coding region: 881-4129 (1082 amino acids)
Molecular function (GO): FAD binding; protein binding
Source: RefSeq, a predicted model, not a curated record